AUGGAGAGCUAUUUGAAUGAGAACUUUGAGGUGAAGCCAAAGCAUUCGUCGGAGGAGGUGUUGGAGAGAUGGCGGAAACUGUGCGGUGUAGUGAAGAACCCAAAGCGCCGAUUCCGGUUCACUGCAAAUCUAUCAAAGCGCUACGAGGCUGCUGCGAUGCGUCGCACCAAUCAGGAGAAACUGAGGAUCGCAGUGCUAGUCUCAAAGGCCGCAAUUCAAUUCAUACAAGGUGUUUCGCCGAGUGACUACGUUGUCCCUGGGGAAGUGAAAGGUGCCGGCUUUCAGAUUUGUGCCGAUGAGUUAGGAUCAAUAGUGGAGGGUCAUGAUAUAAAGAAGUUGAAAUUCCACGGCGGAGUAGAUGGUAUUGUUGAAAAGAUCUCAACUUCGACCACCAAUGGACUUACAACUGAUAGUGAGUUGCUCAACCGAAGACAAGAAAUCUUCGGAAUCAACGUGUUUGCUGAGAGCGAACCUAAGAGUUUCUGGGUUUUUGUUUGGGAAGCUCUACAAGACAUGACUCUAAUGAUAUUAGGAGUCUGUGCGUUUGUAUCUUUGAUAGUUGGUCUUGCAAUGGAGGGGUGGCCACAUGGAGCGCAUGAUGGACUGGGAAUUGUGGCAAGCAUUUUAUUGGUUGUUUUCGUCACCGCUACGAGCGAUUAUCGUCAAUCCUUGCAGUUUAGGGAUUUGGACAAUGAGAAAAAGAAAAUAACUAUCCAAGUCACUCGGAAUGGGUAUAGGCAGAAAAUGUCUAUUUAUGAUCUACUCACUGGUGAUAUUGUGCACCUCUCCAUAGGAGAUCAAGUUCCGACUGACGGGCUUUUCGUUUCCGGUUUUUCUGUAUUAAUUGAUGAAUCAAGUUUGACCGGUGAAAGUGAGCCUGUUAUGGUGAGUGCAGAGAAUCCUUUUAUGCUUUCUGGAACAAAGAUUAGAGAUGGCACCUGCAAGAUGCUAGUGACCACCACUGGAAUGAGAACGCAGUGGGGCAAGCUAAUGGAGACUCUUACUGAAGGAGGAGAUGAUGAAACUCCAUUACAAGUAAAGCUGAAUGGAGUCGCGACAAUUAUCGGGAAAAUUGGACUCUUCUUUGCCGUGGUGACUUUUGCAGUUUUGAUGCAGGGAUUGUUGAGUCGAAAGUGGCAGGCGGGGACUUAUUUGUGGUGGUCUGGGGAUGAUGCAUUGGGAAUGCUAGAAUAUUUUGCUGUUGCUGUGACAAUCGUGGUGGUUGCCGUUCCUGAGGGAUUGCCAUUGGCCGUGACAUUGAGCCUGGCUUUUGCCAUGAAGAAGAUGAUGAAUGACAAAGCGCUCGUUCGCCACUUGGCAGCUUGCGAGACCAUGGGCUCCGCCACGAGCAUUUGCAGUGAUAAAACUGGUACGCUCACCACUAACCACAUGACGGUCGUGAAGUCGUGCAUAUGCACAAAUGUAAAAGAGAUAACUAAGCCAAAUAAAGCAUCCAGCCUGCGCUCUGAGAUUCCAGACAACGUCUUGAAGCUUCUGUUGCAGUCCAUAUUCAAUAAUACAGGAGGAGAAGUAGUAGUGAACAAAGAUGGUAAAACCGAGAUACUCGGAACUCCCACCGAUACUGCAUUGUUGGAGUUCGGCUUAUCUUUGGGUGGAGACUUCCUAGCGGAGCGAGAAGCCACGAAGCUCAUCAAGGUGGAGCCCUUCAACUCCACCAAGAAAAGAAUGGGAGUGGUGCUCCAGCUCCCUGAGGGAGGUCUACGAGCACAUACGAAAGGCGCCUCGGAAAUCGUAUUGGCUGCUUGCGACAAAUUCCUUAAUACGAAAGGCGAAGUCGUUCCUCUUGAUGAAGAAUCAAUUAACCAUCUCAAUGUUACGAUUAACCAAUUUGCCAGUGAAGCGCUGCGUACUUUAUGUCUUACCUUUAUGGAAUUAGAUAGUGGGUUCUCAGGUGAAGAUCCAAUUCCAACUUCAGGGUAUACUUGCAUUGGAAUUGUUGGCAUUAAAGAUCCUGUUCGCCCGGGUGUAAAAGAGUCUGUCGCAAUCUGUCGUGCUGCUGGUAUCACGGUGAGAAUGGUCACCGGAGACAACAUUAACACUGCCAAGGCAAUUGCAAGGGAAUGCGGUAUACUUACUGAGGAUGGUCUAGCAAUAGAAGGUCCAGAUUUUCGAGAGAAGAGUCAGGAGGAAUUACUCGAACUAAUACCUAAGAUCCAAGUGAUGGCUCGAUCUUCCCCGCUAGACAAGCACACUCUAGUAAAGCACUUGCGGACCACAUUUGAAGAAGUCGUAGCGGUAACUGGUGAUGGAACGAAUGAUGCCCCAGCUCUACAUGAGGCAGAUAUUGGACUUGCAAUGGGCAUAGCAGGAACUGAGGUCGCUAAAGAAAGUGCUGACGUUGUAAUCCUGGAUGACAAUUUUUCCACAAUAGUGACAGUAGCUAAAUGGGGGCGUUCUGUAUAUAUCAACAUUCAAAAGUUCGUGCAGUUCCAAUUGACAGUUAAUGUGGUUGCUCUAGUUGUCAACUUUUCUUCGGCUUGCUUGAUGGGGAGUGCUCCACUCACUGCUGUUCAGCUUCUCUGGGUGAACAUGAUUAUGGAUACAUUAGGGGCACUUGCGCUCGCGACGGAGCCACCUAACAAUGAAUUAAUGAAACGUCGACCAGUUGGAAGAAAGGGGAAUUUCAUAAGCAAUGUCAUGUGGAGGAACAUUUUAGGACAAUCUCUAUAUCAGUUCCUGGUUAUUUGGAAUCUCCAGGCAAAAGGGAAAGCUAUGUUUGGUCUCGAUGGCCCAGAUGCAGACCUUAUUCUGAAUACACUCAUAUUCAACUCAUUUGUUUUCUGUCAGAUCUUCAAUGAAAUAAGCUCGAGGGACAUGGAAGAAAUAGAUGUUUUCAAAGGAAUAUUAGAUAAUUAUGUGUUUGUGGCUGUUUUGAGCUGCACUGCAAUCUUCCAAGUCAUUAUCAUCGAGUUCUUGGGCACAUUUGCAAGCACGUCGCCUCUCACCUUCUCUCAGUGGCUUCUUAGUAUAAUCAUCGGAUUUCUAGGAAUGCCGAUAUCUGCUGGUUUUAAGAUGAUCCCGGUAUAA
Eucalyptus grandis is the source of this 3048-nucleotide messenger RNA. RefSeq names its product calcium-transporting ATPase 2, plasma membrane-type. Gene Ontology annotation, cellular component: membrane; intracellular membrane-bounded organelle. Gene Ontology annotation, biological process: calcium ion transmembrane transport. NCBI's taxonomy places the organism in Eukaryota, Viridiplantae, Streptophyta, Magnoliopsida, Myrtales, Myrtaceae. The record is from RefSeq and is a predicted model, not a curated record. Gene Ontology annotation, molecular function: calmodulin binding; P-type calcium transporter activity; ATP binding. The transcript is spliced from 7 exons. The coding region runs from base 1 to 3048 and encodes 1015 amino acids.